Messenger RNA from Aspergillus bombycis, 1374 nucleotides. Its product is annotated as Golgi transport complex subunit COG5. Bases 1 to 1374 code for a protein of 457 amino acids. Lineage: Eukaryota; Fungi; Ascomycota; Eurotiomycetes; Eurotiales; Aspergillaceae. The record is from RefSeq and is a predicted model, not a curated record. The transcript has a single exon. Gene Ontology annotation, biological process: intra-Golgi vesicle-mediated transport. Gene Ontology annotation, cellular component: COG complex.
AUGGCAGAAGGCGAACCUUCAUACAUUGACUAUGAGGCCUUUCUGGACCCGGACUUCUCUCCCGCCUCCUUUGCCAAUUCAUUGGUCGUAGCUACCAACAAUGCGACAGACACACCGCUAGAUCUGUCAACCCCAUUGUCACGGGUGCUCUUCGAUCUACAAGAGAUUGAUACUCAUAUUCACACGCUGACUACCAAGUCAGCCCUCCCCCUGCUGACGCACACGCGGGAUCAAACCACUGCGGCAGGCCACAUCCUCAAGGAGGCCGAGGAACAGGUCUCCUCCGUGACCCAGGGAUAUGAGCGGCUGGAGAAAGAGGUCUUACUGAAGUGGGAGGCCGCCGAUGAGGUGAGGAUAGCCACAGAGAAGUCGCUCGCUACCGUGCGGCUCUCAAGAGCGGUUGCGCGCUGUCUCACUCUCGGCAGGCAACUGGAGGGCCAGCUUGCUGAGGUGACCGGGCGCGGUGGGCUCGCCGAUGGCGCAGCCUCCCCAUCUCCGGGCAGAGACGAUUACCGCGCUCUGGAACGCGCUGCGUCUACGAUUGUGAGCCUCCGUCGGAUGUUCACGGCCACGGGUCCAGGGGAGGAAGGCCACGGAUUAGAAAGAGUCAAGGUCAUCCGGACACUACGGAGUGAACUGCUCAUCCCCGCCGAAAACAUGGUGAAGUCAAGAGCACAGCAGGCGAUCAAUCGGUUCACCAUGUCCACCCAGUCAAGCUACAAACAAGCUCGCGAUGCAAGAGCCCGACUCGGCUCCGCCACCACAGUCCUGUACCUCCUCUCGCCCAUCCCCAAGGAUCUAUCUUCGGCAUCGGACUUCCAACCCGAGCUCCUCCUCUCCACUUUGCAAGGCUACAUGCACACGGCCGUCAUGUCGUCUCUCAACGCCCUAUCCCGGUCCCUGUCCAUGCUGCCCACGCUCGACAAAACUCUCGCCGAGAUCUCGACCAAAUGUCAGGAUCUCUUUGCGCUGGAAUCCAUCCUCGCCGGCCUUCGACCGCCAUCGCAUCCACUCUUCCCCCCAACACCUACCCCCGAGCCCCAAUCACAAGGUGGUAAUAAGAAUAAUCUCCUGCAACCGCUGCUCAGUACCCUUGACGCAUCCUCCCUCCCAUCACAUUUCUGGCGCGCCCUCGCCUCGUCUCUCACCUCGCGCGUCCAGGAGAUUAUCAACCGUGGUGGCGUCUCGGCAAGGACCCUCCGAUCUAACCGGGACCGCCUCAAAAAGGACAUCAAAGAGUGUGUCCUCCGGGGAUCUCAACUCCCAGCAUCGACCGAUAAAGGACGGAUGGGAAUCGAUUCCGGAACGAAAGGAAAUUGGGAACGAGAAGCAGCGGUGAUGGUCAGUGCCGUGGCCAGUGUCCUAGACAGAUAA